AUGGUGCAGAGAAAGAAGAUUACAAAAAGUAGUGAAGCUCCAGCGGCAACUGGGACGACAGAAGCCAAUGGAAGUUCUGCUAAAUCUUCACAAUAUAAAGAACGACCACCACAAUUUCGAUAUCAAAAAGUUUUUGCACGUGCUGUCUUAUCAACAGCAGUCUUUGCCAUAGUUUACUUCACAUCAGCAAAAGAAAAAACUUCAACAUUAGCGGGAGUUAAAGAAUUCUUAAGUUUGAGAGAACACAAAGUCGAAUGUUCGCCGGAAUCCUUUGAAACAGAGGAAGAAGGUCGAGAAUUGUCGUCGUGCCUUCCAGCACAUUGCGGACGAUUUGCCAGUGACAAUGUCAUUUCUGAAGCAGAAUUAAUUAAACUUAAAGAUAUGACGAUAAAUAUCUUUGAGAAAUUCUUUCCGAAAGACGAUGAAGCUUCGUUAUCAUUUGACCUACUUUCAGAGAAACUUUCAAAAUACGAUUCGCUAUCAAAGAAUGUUGCUGAUGUUCUGAAGUCUCUUCAACCGAAACUUAUCGACACGCUAUCACAACGUUUUAAGACAUCGCAUGAUUUGUUAUCAAUCACGAAUCCAUCAUACGUCACGAAAGUCACAAACCUAACAACAGAAUUUUCCGAACAUUCCCAUCAACUUCAUUACGAUAAAGAAGCGAACAAAUCUAUUCACUACACGCUAAUUAUUUAUUUAACAACAUUCAAGAAGAACUUUAACGGUGGAAAGUUUAUUUUCGUUGACAUGGAGAAUCACAAGAAGAAGAAUUUUGUGGUUGAAGGAAAAGCUGGAAGAACUGUUGGAUAUACAGCUGGAAGUGAGAACAAGCACUUCUUAGAGAAAAUUGUCAAUGGUGCAAACUACUUCGUCACUUUAUCAUUUUCCUGUAACAAUAAAGCUUUGAAUUGA
Molecule: messenger RNA, 912 nt
Organism: Clunio marinus
Lineage: Eukaryota; Metazoa; Arthropoda; Insecta; Diptera; Chironomidae
Source: the annotation of a GenBank genome assembly